Molecule: messenger RNA, 5109 nt
Organism: Sitophilus oryzae (rice weevil)
Lineage: Eukaryota; Metazoa; Arthropoda; Insecta; Coleoptera; Curculionidae
Gene: mei-W68
Exons: 13
Coding region: 387-5000 (1537 amino acids)
Biological process (GO): meiotic DNA double-strand break formation; reciprocal meiotic recombination; meiotic DNA double-strand break processing
Cellular component (GO): nuclear chromosome
Molecular function (GO): ATP binding; DNA binding; DNA topoisomerase type II (double strand cut, ATP-hydrolyzing) activity
Source: RefSeq, a predicted model, not a curated record
AUAGUAGUUCUGUAUAUUAUGGAGUUAAACGGUACGUACUUAAUUGAAAGCCACUAUGGAUAUUGUUAAACACAAGUGUUUCGAUCUUGGAAAACUGCUUUUUAAUUAAAGGAAACCACCUAUUUGAAUUAAGGAACAUUAAACAUAUCCCAGCGAGUUCACUAUUUCGUCAAUAAGGCUUUCAACGUUCUGACCUUAUGCAACCCAAUAAACACAAAAAAUUUAGAGCGCUUAAAGUGUGCUUUGAAAUCACUGCCAGAUUUUUAUGACAGAUUCAGUUUAUUUAAUUUUUUGCUUAAUUACAGGUAUGUUUUCGUAGUAAUAGGGUUUAAAAAACUUUAUUUUUUGUAUGGAUUUAAUAAUUUCCAGGUAUAUAUUAAGCGAAAAUGAAUUCAAAUAAUACAAACAGAUUAAGUGAGUUUCUCGAUAAUUAUUUUGAAGGUAGUGAACAUAAGUUGAAUUUAAGCAAACAAUUGUCAUUUUCAAAUAGCAGCGUUCCUGAGAAUAAGAAAAGUAAUGCAGAGAGUUCAGAAAGGAAUAAAGCAUGUAGUGAAAAUCAAUCCUCAUCUGUAGAUAUUAAAAAUUAUACAGAAAGUUCUGAGAAAAAUAAAUCAUCAGAUUUGUUAAAAGGGAUUGAAAUUAUUAGAGAUGGUUUCAAGGAAAAGGAUUUAUUAAAAGGGCUAGAAAUAACCAAAGAAGGGUUGCACAGAAAGGAACACAUUAGCCACAAAAACACCAGUUUUGAGAAAUAUUUUGCCAAUUUUGAAGGUAGUUUAAAAAAGGUUAAGUUGUGCAGCCAAAAUAAAAUAUCAAAAAAGUCAAAUAGCAAACAAACAAAUAGUUUAGAUAGAUAUUUCAAGAAGAAAAAGAUUAUAGAUCAUAAACAGAAAGUUUUAAGUUUUAAAAAUAACACACAAGUAAAGUCUAAACAAUAUUUUGAUUUUAAAAAUGUUAGAAAUAAUUCUGAAAGUCAUUUUGGACUAACGGGAAUAAAAAAUGAGCCACUGGGUGACAUUAGAUUUAAUACGAAAGAAAAUAUAAUCAUAAACACGCAAAAUAAGAUAGAUAACACAAAAAGCAACAAAAAUAUAAGGGAAAAUAUUUUUAAUAAAAAGUCUAUAGAUCAGAACAGAAAAAUUUCUGAAAAUAUAAAUAGUGAGAUCGUUUUUUCAAGUAGAUCUUCUAUUUUUGAAGAUAAUAAAAAUAAAACAAAUGUAAAAAUGAGGGAAGAACAGGAUAAAUCAUAUAGUAACUCAUUUCUUGAAGUACUUCAAGCCAGACAAAUAGGGCGUUAUAAAAAUAUAAAUACUAAUAAAGAAAAUGAAGAAAAAACUAUAUUAUUUAAUAAAGAACCUAUUUUUAUGAAUACAGAAACUGAUAAUUCAGAAACAUUUUUAAAGUCGAUUAAAAACAUUGACUCUGUUAUCACCAACCUUAAAUCAAACCAAACAAAAAAAUUGGAUGCAGACAGUCAAAACAUAUACAGAAAAAAUGUUGUUCAAUCAGAAAAAAUAUUGAGUCACACACAAAGUUUUUUGAAAGAAACGAAAAAUGAUGAUGCAUCUAAUAGUAGUUCUUCUAAGAUUGUAAAGAAUAUUGGUUUUGAUACGAAUAUUAGCAGUAAAAUUGAAAAUAUGGAAGAUAAUUCUAACAAAAAUUCUAGUAAGGAAUUUUUUGAGCCACAAUCGAGAAGCUCGUUUGUUUAUAAUGAUUAUUCACAAAGAAUGCUAAGAAAAAAACAUUCUGAAAUGCAUCCCACAAACACCAAUCCAAGCCAAACUAAGAAAAAUUAUGAAAAUAGUGAUAAAAUAUGCAAGAAAAAUAAUGUUGAAUCAGAAAAAAUAUUGAGUCAUUCACAACAUUUUUUAAAAGAAACGAAAAAUGAUGGUGCAUCUAAUAGUAGUUCUAAAAUUCUAAGAAAUAUUGGAUUUGAUAAGAAUAUUAGUCAUAAAAUAGAAAUUCAUGGAAAUAUUGAAGCUAAUUCUAACAGAAAUUCUGAAAAAAAUGUUGUGUCUAGUGAAGGAUUUUUUGAACCCAACUCUAUAGACUCCUUUGUUUAUAUGGAUUAUUUACAAAAGAUAUUGAGUGAAAAUUAUUCUGAAAUGCAUCCACCAAUUUUGGAAAGCCAGAAAUAUGAGGUUGGUAACAAAAAACAGCCAGAAAACUCUGUAAAAAUAGGAUUUUCUGAAAUUACAUCAUUUGGUGUAUCAGAAAAACUCAAUAAAUAUGAAACUAGUAAAAGAAAGCUAUCUAGUUUUAGUGAACCAUUGUCACUGGAUACACCUACAUCUUUAAAACGAUCUACUGUCUUGAAUUCUUCAAAUUAUGAAAAUCUUUUACUUAAUAAUUCUCAAAAAUUAGCAGAAAGGAAUAUUUCUAGAAUUACUAAACAUCCUGGUGAAGUUUUGACCAAAAAGGCUUCUGAAAGAUAUGAUUGGUCUAAAUUUAAAUUUGAUGUUCAGAAAAUAACAAAGAAUGUCGAAGAAAUUCCAGAUAAAAACAGUACAAAUAUAAGUAAAUAUACAAUUAGUAAUAAUAGAUUGGCAGAAGAAAUUGUACCAGAAACUAAGCAAUUAAAAGAAGAAAGCAAAAAGUUUCAAAACAAAAACACAAAGCUUGAAAGAGAUGAAAAAGAAAAUAACGACAAAACUAAAAAUUUAAAAGAAAGACUAAAAGAAUUUGCGGGUUUACAGUCAAGUUCAAUGACAAAUCUUAACAGUCAACUGCUUGAUACAGCAUCAACUCAAGGUAGAGACAAAAUUAAUCAUUUAAGAAACCAAAACCAAGAUGAAGCUCAAGAAUUGGCCAGAAAAUCAAAAGCAGUUGAAUCUUUUAAACCAAAACUUGAAAACGAUGGUAAAUAUAUCAGAAACCUUAUGGUUUUGUCUUCAGGGGAGAAUCCAAUACAAUCUAAUGGUACAAGUAAAAAUAAAAAACUUAAUAUUGAAAAAAAUAAUCGCACAAAAACAUUAAAAAAGUUUGAAGAUUUUCAUUAUAGCCAAAAAAUGCUUCAUAGCAACGACAGAUCCAAAAACCUUAAUGUUUUCAGUAUUCCUACUACAAAUAAUGACGAUAUUAAUGCAAAAAGCAGAGAUUAUAUUUAUGAACUUAUUCAAGAAAAUAAUAAACUAAAUGAAAUGGUGAAAGAUAUACUAAAAUCAGAUUUACCCUGGGAUGUAGAAAGAAUAAAUAAUUUCCUGACCCAUGACGGGGUUAAUACAAGCUGCAAUAAUAAAAUUCGUACAUCUGAAACAAAGUUUGAACAUCAGAAAGUUAAAAAUUCGAAAAAUGUUUCUUUGUUAUCAGCGAAUGAAAAUAUUACUGGAAAUUUUGAUGUUUUGGCAAGCUUAAAUACAGUUUGUGAUGGUGACAUCCUCAAUAGUGAAAGUAUUUGUGAAAACUCACAGCUUUUAACCCAAACUGAGAAUGCUGAUAUAAAAAAUAAAGACAAAAUAACAACGUUUAAGUAUUGUAAUAUUACUGAAGAUAGUGUUUUGUAUAAAGAUAAUUUGUUGAAAAGCCUUGUAGAAGAUCAAAAUGAAAUUUUAUUAUCACCAAUUGGCAGAAAUAACGAUGGUGAUAGAUCGAUAAAAUUUACUUCCUGUGCAUACAUAAAAAGAUACAGAAAGGGACAUAUGAAAAUAUUCAAGGUGAAAAACAGACUGAAAAAAGAUAAGAAAUCAACCAAAAAGAAAAUUAAAGAGAAUCAGAAAAUAUUUGAGUAUUUAUCUCAGUUUAGUCAAGAGAGUGGCGUGAUAUCAUCUGAAUCUAGUGGCCAAGAUGAAUUUGAAUGCACACCAACUUCUUACAAAACAGAUGACAGCAAAUCCGAUGUCUUAUCUACCGGAUCAGGCAAAUUAUCGGAAGCCGAACAACUUCUUAGGCAAGGCAUUAAUAAAUUAUCAAAGGAUAAAUCUCUGUUGUUCUCGAAAUUAGAAGACGAGAUUCCCAAAGAUCCCAAUCCCGAAGAUAUUAUCAGAUCAAUUAAAGAUAUUUUAGGGGAUGUUUUGAAUGACUUUGAAAAGGGUAAUAAUCCCCAUUUCGUUAUGCCCAGGGAGCACAUUUCGAAUUGUAUUUUUAAGGACGGAAGGUAUCAAAUGAGAGAUAAUCCAGUCAAUGCCACAGUCUCGUAUGGCCUACCUCGUAGUCAAACUAAAUUUAACAUCAUACUUUUUCUUUUAAGAAAGAUUAAACAUCUGCUUGAAACGAACACCAAGUUAACCAAAAGAGAAAUAUAUUAUCAACUAAAGACAUUAAUACAAAAACAAGAGUAUACUGACCGUGCUUUGAAAGAUAUCAGUAGAAUGUUGAACGUUGGAUUGUGGUCUUUAAACGUCACAGCUCAAAAAGGUUUGGUUUACGGUGAUUUGAAGUUGAUCAUGAAGGAUGGUGAAAUAGUUAAUUGUAAUGUACCAGGAACUUCCAUACCUCAGAACACUUUGGAAAUCUCAGAAAUCCAAUCUUCGGCCUAUUUCAUUUUGGUUGUCGAAAAAGAAUCGAUUUUUCAUAAAUUACUGGAAGAAAAUUUACCCAAUAAGUUGACGAGACCCUUUAUAUUAAUAUCUGGUAAAGGUUUUCCAGAUUUAAACACACAAUUGUUCCUUAAAAAACUCUGGAUGGUUAUGUAUGUUCCAGUGUUUAUUUUAGUCGAUGCCGAUCCUGACGGAAUUGCAAUCAUGUUGAAUUACAGAUUUGGUUCCAUUGCAAACGCCCAUGUUUCCGAAUUUCUAACCAUACCAAAAGCAAAAUGGAUGGGUGUAUUUCCAUCGGACAUAAAUAAAUUUUCUUUUGCCACUGAGAAACUCACUCAGAGAGAAAUCAGUAAAGUCAAACGAUUGCUGACUUCGGACUGUGUCAAAGGAAACGAAGAAAUAGUAAGGCAACUGGAAAUUCUUUUGGAAAAUAACGUGAAAUGUGGUAUAGAGAGCUUGCUCAAGUCUGAAUUGUUUUUGAGCAAUUUCUAUCUGAGCUGGAAAGUCCAUUCUAAUGAUCUGAUUUGAUAUGCUGUGAAGGUUUUAUGUAUGAUAGAGAAUAUAUUUUAUUUUUGAUAAAUAUAUUUAGAAGAACGUAUUUUUAUUACAGGUUUUAAAUGCCUAGCAAAUAAUUAAA